Aspergillus aculeatus ATCC 16872 is the source of this 1155-nucleotide messenger RNA. Its product is annotated as amidohydrolase family protein. Gene Ontology annotation, molecular function: deaminase activity. The transcript has 3 exons. Gene Ontology annotation, cellular component: cytosol. The record is from RefSeq and is a predicted model, not a curated record. Lineage: Eukaryota; Fungi; Ascomycota; Eurotiomycetes; Eurotiales; Aspergillaceae. Bases 1 to 1155 code for a protein of 384 amino acids.
AUGAGAAACCAAACCGAAGACGUCUACAUCAGUCAGUUGGCGGGUCUGUACGAAGCGAUGAACGCUGGAGUCACCACAAUCCUAGACCAUGCGCACCACAUCUGGUCCAAUGACACCACCGAGGCGGGUCUGACUGCCACCAUUGACAGUGGUGCUCGGAUGUUUUGGUGCUACACCUUCCACAAUGUGACGAAUUACACUUUUACCGAGCAAGUGAACAAGUUCGAGGAACUCGCCAAUAGCGGCCGCUUCGACGGCACGGCCACCAGCCUCGGCAUCGCCUACGAUGGGUUCAACCCUGGUAGUCCGGCCGAGACCGAAAAGGUCAUUGAGCUGGCCAAGGAAUAUAACGUCUCGGUCAUCACCACUCACUCCCUGCAGGGUAUCUGGGGAGCCAUCAACUCGCCGGAGGAUCUGAAUGAUCUGGGGAUCCUUAACACCACCAUUCCCGUGGUCUUCUCCCACGCAAGUUUCUUGACCGGCGAGGGCGCAUCCUUGUUGCGCAGCACGAACCAGUAUAUCUCUAUCACCCCCGAAUCGGAGAUGCACUACGGCCACGACCAUCCCCACAGCCACCUGAUCCAGGACCAGGCCGCCUUGGGAGUCGACACGCACUUCACCUAUUCGACCGACAUCCUGACGCAGGCACGGCUCUGGCUUCAGAGCGCCCGUGUCGCCUUCUACCGCUGGGUGCUGCAGAACUGGAACAUUCCGUCCAACAACCCCAUGUCCGUCGACCAGGCAUUCCUACUAGCCACGCGCAAGGGCGGUCUUGCCCUGCGCCGACCCGACCUCGGCGUCAUCGCCGUGGGAGCCAAGGCCGACGUGGUCGUCUGGGAUGGUAACACUCCCGGUAUGCUCGGCUGGGACGACCCUGUGGCGGCCGUCAUCUUGCACGCCAACGUGGGCGACAUCAAGCAUGUGCUCGUCGACGGUAAAUUCCAGAAGCAGGACGGAAAAAUUGUCAGCAGCACUUACCCGGCCGUACGCGAGCGCUUCCUCGCCACCGCGAAGAAGAUCCAGGCGAUCUGGAAAACCAAGGCCUACCCCGUUUUGGAGGGUGAAUUCCCCGAGUCGGGCUUCUCGUACGGUCGGGUUCCGCUCGCCGAUACGCAGACUGGUGAGGGUAAUGGGUAUGGCGAACAGUUUCUGUGA